AACUGAAGAGGCCAAGGCGCUGGUCACGGGCGGAGGGAUACGUUUCCCUGGGAACAUCACGAUUUCCGCCUGUGUGUGAUGCAGAGUACAAGGAAAGGAAGCCUACUUGGUGAAUAAAGUAUGGAUUCUCUCCAGAUAUCCUUGUGCUGCACCUCACGGCUAGUCGUGUGUUUACCUCCAUUUUAACAGCAAUACCCAACACGGAGCUUUGGGUGGACUAAGAGACCCUGGUUAAGACAGCAGCAGCUACCCUCGUUUCAACCACAUCACUCCACUUUGAAUAUUUCCCAUCUCUAAGCAGAGAAGCAAAUAUGCCUCUUAUUCUAAGAAAAAGAGAAAAUGAUCAGGAGGACAAGUUAAACAGUACACGUACUUUAAGUGAAGGAGAAAAAGAUCAGGAUAUCAUUAGUAGAUCACUUCCUCUAAGUAAAAGAGAAAAUGUUCAGGAGGAAAAGUUUGAAGAUGCCUAUGAAAUUAUCCCUGUGGCAACAACAAUGAAUCUCCUGUCUUCUUUGGAAGAAUGCACAACUGGACUAUACUUAUUUCUGAAUAACAGAUUCACAGAUGCAGUAAAUCUCAUUUACCCGUGGUCUAAAAACAGCACAUACCAUGCCCUAUUAUACAGUAUGCUUAUGGUUGUCAAAGCCAUCCUGACUUUUGAUCCACAGGACAUACAGAUUGGGAUGAAUGCUGCAAAGGAAGCUUUGAAAACCUGUAACAAUUUCCGAAGAAGAACUAGGAUAAUGACUUUAUCUCGUAUAGUGAGUAGACAGGGAAUAAGAGCUGUCAAAGAAGAAGAAUUACAUGCAGAAGUCUGUUAUGCUGAGUGUUUGAUCUUGAAAUCUUCCAUAGCAUUUAUACAGGAUGACAGUAUGAUUAGUUUUCUUAAAAGUGGGCUCAGCAUUGGGUCAAGUUAUCAAAUAUACAAAGAUUGUCAACAGGUAUUAACUCUUAUGCCUCACAGCCACAGCAAAGCCCACAGACACUUGGUUGGAGGGAUAAAAUUUGGACUUGGAUCAUUUAAUUUGAUGUUAUCACUUGUGCCACCAAAGACACUUAGACUUCUCAAUGUUGUUGGACUUUCUGGGGAGAGAGAGGUAGGCUUGGCUUUGCUUCAUGAGAGUGCAUCUGAAACUCAUAUAAAUAAUAUUUUAAGUGUUUUCACUCUACUCUUUUAUUACAGUUACAUCCAUGUAGCUUUUGGUGUUGAAAAAGUUUCCAGUUUGGCUACAGAGAAUCUCUUCCUCAUAUACCUCCAGAAAUUUCCAAACUGUGUUGUACUUAAAUUUUUUCAUGCACGUUUUAGUAUGUUGAGAGGAAAUUUUGAAAAAGCACAAUUGAAAUUACAUGAGUGCAUUUUUACUCAAAACGAAUGGAAACAGGUUCACCACCUCUGUUACUGGGAACUCAUGUGGUGCCAUAUUUUUCUGCAGGAUUGGAAGCAGGCUUAUAACUAUGCCCAUCUACUGUAUGUACAUAGCAGAUGGUCCAAGGCAAUAUAUGUGUAUAGUAAAGCUAUCAUAUUGGCCUUACUUCCUCCUGAUUUUGUGAAAUCACUGAAUGAUAACAUAACCUCUCUCUUCUUAAAUGUGGAAAACCUGAGAAUCAAAAUUUUAGGCACCCCUGUGCCAAUAGAAAAGUUUGUUGCUGAGAAAGGUCAGCGCUAUGGUACUACUACAGGCUGGUUUACAGCACAGCCCCUUCUGGAAUUCAUUUAUGCCUGGAGUGGUUUCCGAGUCAUGAGCAAAAAAAUAGAGCUUAUUUCAAGCUGGCUAUCAAUAAUUAACAAAGGAAAAGACCUUUUGCAGGAAAAUCCAAAUGAGGAAUAUGGCACAGAUGACAUAAGUUUCUUAAAUUUGCUGAAAGGGCUAUGCCUGAAACACCUAGGCAAAUAUUUGAAGGCUGAGCAUUACUUUAAUCGUGUUAUUCAAAAGGAGAAGUUUUUAAAAUAUGACCACUAUUUGGUGCCAUAUACUUACUAUGAACUAGGAAUUCUACACUAUCUGAAAGGAGAUUUUGCCAGUGCAACAAAAUAUCUAGACAACAUAAAGAACUAUAAAGACUAUUCCAUGGAAGCCCGGUUACAGUUUAGGGCUCAUAUAGCCCUUGAACAAAUAGCUAAAGAAAAGUGAUUUAAACACAAAGUGUGCUUUUGUUUAGCACGAGUGGAAUAUCUACAACCAGCAAAAUAAUUAGCAGGUAGAAAAAUCAUUUCUUUGUGGAAAAGGAAUUCAAGAGGCAGCUGCUAAGA
Messenger RNA from Marmota flaviventris (yellow-bellied marmot), 2251 nucleotides. RefSeq names its product tetratricopeptide repeat protein 39B-like. Lineage: Eukaryota; Metazoa; Chordata; Mammalia; Rodentia; Sciuridae. The record is from RefSeq and is a predicted model, not a curated record. Gene Ontology annotation, biological process: negative regulation of cholesterol storage; regulation of cholesterol efflux; cholesterol homeostasis. Gene Ontology annotation, molecular function: protein binding.